This is a messenger RNA of Saccharomycopsis crataegensis, 903 nucleotides long. RefSeq lists its product as uncharacterized. The coding region runs from base 1 to 903 and encodes 300 amino acids. NCBI's taxonomy places the organism in Eukaryota, Fungi, Ascomycota, Saccharomycetes, Ascoideales, Saccharomycopsidaceae. The transcript has a single exon. The record is from RefSeq and is a predicted model, not a curated record.
AUGUGCCAGAACCCAGAGUUUAUGAUAUAUUUUCCCUUAUCUCAAGGUUCAGAAUACAAACAUCAGUACCAAACCGAGCCCCAGCUCCAUUACCAAGAAAUUGACAGCCAUAGUACUUUUUACAUUCCUGAACAGCAGAACUCCCAAAGACACGGAGAUCUUGGUUCGGUUGUGAGUACCGGUGGUGGUGGAUUAGAGACUAGCCGGGCUGCCACCAGAGGCACCACCGAAAUUGGUGACCAAAAUAUAAGCUAUGAGGAUUCGAGUUCCAAUUUUUCCCAAUCAACGCCAACUCCAGAAACUAGUGGUAACUUUGGAGAAACUUACACCCGAUAUAGGGUAUAUAAAUUACUCGAGGAUGAUUGUGAUGAUCCAACAGAAAUAAGUGAUGCUAAUGAAUCACCGGAUGAGGAUUCUGAAUUAUCAGAUAAUGAUAAAGAAGUGGCAGAUACUAUGGUCGAAAAAAUUGAGGAUAGAAACGUUGUUCUCAAAGGAUUUGACAGACAUUUCAAGGAUAGUUCAAGCUUUCUAGAUGGUUAUGUGUCGUUUCUCAGGAAUAUGAUUAAAGAAAUAGAGUUGGUUGAUAGUACUGAUGAUGAAGAUGAUGAAGGAGAACAGCAGGAUAGAGAAAGUUCAAGUACAAAAGUGGGAGUUGGCAGAUCAUGUUCUACAGAUGAUGUCAAAAAUACGGCCACAGUACAAGAAAAUGAUAAUCCUAUCACAAAAAAUAAUGAGAUGGACGCAAAUACUAGUCCAAAAAAGAGAAAAAUUUAUGAAUCAGAUGGAUCAGACUUAGGGGCUCCGAUUACAGUCAAACAUUCCCAAGGUGAAGGUCAGAAGAAGCGAAGGAUUAAAAGAAAGAAACCAAGCACUAACAGCAAAUCCCAAAGACAUUCACUCUGA